Molecule: messenger RNA, 4467 nt
Organism: Lodderomyces pseudojiufengensis
Lineage: Eukaryota; Fungi; Ascomycota; Pichiomycetes; Serinales; Debaryomycetaceae
Gene: GDB1
Product: bifunctional 4-alpha-glucanotransferase/amylo-alpha-1,6-glucosidase
Exons: 1
Coding region: 1-4467 (1488 amino acids)
Biological process (GO): glycogen biosynthetic process; glycogen catabolic process
Molecular function (GO): amylo-alpha-1,6-glucosidase activity; 4-alpha-glucanotransferase activity
Source: RefSeq, a predicted model, not a curated record
AUGGAUCAAACUAUCUUAUUCAGGUUAUCAAAUCUUGGAACACCAGUAAAUAAUGAAAAUAUAAAUAAUGGAGUUUUAAGUUUACCUUCAAAUGAUUAUCCUAAAGAUUAUAAACCAGGUGAUAUUAUAUUUAAUUUACAAUUUCAAUUAAAUGCUGCGAGUAAAGUUUCAAGAAAUGGAAAAUUUUAUAUAAAUGUUCCAAAUUCAUAUGAUGAAGAAUUUGAUAGAUAUAAAUAUAGAGAAAUUCCUAUUGAUUCAUCUUUCCAUGAAGAUAUUAAAAUUGAAAUUCCAAUAUAUAAACCAGGUGCUUACAACUACUAUAUAAAAUAUGAAGAUGAAAAAGGAGAACAGACCACAGAGAAAUAUUAUUUCAAUGUUCCACCGCAUUUAUCAAUAAAUGGACAAUUUGUUCCAUUUAAUGAUAUAAAUGUUGAAACAGUAAUAUCAAAAUGGAUUGGAUCAUAUGAUCGUUGGCCAACAAUUUUUAAAAAUAUUAAGGAAAAGGGUUAUAAUAUGAUUCAUUUCACACCGUUACAAGAAAGAGGAGAAUCAAAUUCUCCAUAUUCCAUAUAUGAUCAAUUAAAAUGGGAUCCAACAAUAUUUGGUAAAGAUGAAAAAGAUGCAACUAAAAAAAUUCAUAAAGUUCUAAAUGAUAAUGAAUUAUUAAGUUUAACUGAUGUUGUAUGGAAUCAUACUGCAAAUAAUUCUGAAUGGUUAAAAGAUGCACCAGAUUCUGGUUAUAAUCAAGAUACUGCACCACAUUUAAUACCAGCAAUUGAAUUGGAUGAAGCACUUUUAAAAUUUAGUGAAAAUUUAAAUCAAUAUGAUUUACCAACAUCUAUAAAGAAUGAAUCUGAUUUAAGUCAAAUUGUUUCCAAAAUAAAACCAGAAGUAUUAGAUAAAUUAAAAUUAUGGCAAUUUUAUGUAUUCGAUAGAGAACAAACAUUAAAUGAAGUUGAAAAAUCAGAAACUUCAGAUAUUGAUGUCUCCAACAUUGAUAAAAACGAUUUAAAACAAAUUUCAUCAUUUAUAUUAAAUGAUCAAAAACCAAAAUUAGGUAAAAGAUUUGAAAAUAAAUUAAACAUUAAAAGAUUUUCAUCAACUUUAAACAAGUUAUUUGGUAACACAAACAAAGCUGGAGAAAUUAUUGAUAUUUUGAAUGAACCAUUAUACGCUGAAUAUGAUGAUGAUUUAAAAACUAUUCAACAACAAAUAGGAGAUAGAAUUAAAUUUUUAAGAUUAGAUGAUAAUGGACCAAAAUUGGGAGAAAUUACCAAAAAGCAUCCAUUAACUGAACCAUAUUUUACUAGAUUCACAGAUAACUCAGGUAAAAAACAAGCAUUAGCAAAUAAUGGAUGGAUUUGGGGUGGAAAUCCACUAGUUGAUUUUGCAUCGGACAAAUCAAAAGCUUAUUUAAGAAGAGAAGUUAUAGUAUGGGGAGAUUGUGUUAAAUUAAGAUAUGGAUCAAAAUAUGAAGAUUCCCCCCAAUUAUGGGAUAGAAUGAUUGAAUACACCAAAGAAUCAGCAAAAGUAUUUAAUGGUUUUAGAAUUGAUAAUUGUCAUAGUACUCCAUUACAUGUUGGAGAAAGAUUAUUAGAUGAAGCAAGAAAAAUAAAUCCAAAUUUAUAUGUUAUUGCAGAAUUAUUUUCUGGUUCAGAAGAAAUGGAUAAAAUAUUUGUUGAAAGAUUAUCUAUAAAUUCAUUAGUUAGAGAAGCAAUGCAAGCUUGGAGUGUUGGAGAAUUAUCAAGUUUAGUUCAUAAACAUGGUGGUAGACCAAUUGGUUCAUUAACUUGGUUACCAUUAAGUGAAUUUUCAUAUCCUGCAACAAAAGAACCAACAACAAGAGGUGGUUAUACAGAAUUAGAAAUUCCAAAAGUUUUAACAAGUUCUGCACCUCAUGCUAUAUUUAUGGAUUGUACUCAUGAUAAUGAAAUGCCAGCUCAAAAAAGAACUGUUGAAGAUACUUUACCAAAUGCUGCAUUAGUUGCAUUUUGUUCUUCUGCAAUUGGUUCCGUCUAUGGUUAUGAUGAAUGUUAUCCUCAUAUUCUUGAUGUUGUUAAUGAAGAUAGAUUAUAUAGUUUAAAUGAUUCAAAUGGAAUUGGUAAAGUGAAAUCAAAAUUAUAUAAAAUAAGAAAUGAUUUAGCAAAAGAAAGUGAAGAUAUUGCACGUGAUCAUGAAAUGUAUAUUCAUCAUGAAGGUCAAUAUAUAACAAUUCAAAGAUAUAAUGCAAGAACUGGUAAAGGUUGGUUUUUAAUUGCAAGAUCUAAAUUUCAUCCAAAUGAAACUGAACAAAUUUUAUCACCUUCAACAUUAGGAGGUACUAAAGUUAAACAUGAAUUUAGUUAUACUUUGAAAAAAACUGGUGAAUAUGAAUCAAAUAAAGAAUAUCUUACAGGUAUACCUGUUAAAGUUGAAGAAAUAGAAGAACCAAAAGUUGAUUAUGAAAAUGGAGAUAGUAUAAUUCAUGUAAAUUCUACAUUUGUUCCUGGUUCAAUAUCAGUUUUUUCAACAGAAAUUCCAGGUGUUGAUAUAUCAUUAGAUAAUUAUGUCAAAGAAGGAGCAAUUGAAGCAUCAUUAGAUUUAGAUUUAUAUGACUUAAAUGCAUUAUUAUAUAAGAGUUCCCCAGAAGAAUUAGAUGCAAGUGAAGGUAAAGAAGAUGUUUAUAAUAUUCCAAAUUAUGGUAAAUUAGUUUAUGCAGGUUUAGAAGGUUGGCAAUCAGCUUUAAAACAUGUUAUAUGGUCUAAUAAUUUAGGUCAUCCUAUAUGUGAUCAUUUAAGAGAAGGUUCAUGGGCUUUAGAUAAUGUUGUUGAAAGAUUAAAUAAAUAUGUCGCUAAAUCAAAAAAUUUAGGUAAAUUUCAAAAUUGGUUAAAAGAAAGAUUUAAUGCUGUUAAAAAAGCUCCUUAUUAUUUAAGACCUCAUUAUUUUGCAUUAAUUGUUGGUAUUGCAUAUGAAGCAGCAAGAUUUAGAGUACUAAGACAAUUUAGUAAACAAAUUCAACAAGCUACAAAUUUUGUUCAAAGUUUAGCAUUAACUUCAGUUCAAAUGGUUGGGUUUAUGAAUAAUACUUCUUUAGUUCCCAAUAAAUCAGUUCCUUGUUUAGCUGCAGGAUUACCACAUUUUAGUAAUGAUUAUAUGAGAUGUUGGGGUAGAGAUGUAUUUAUAUCAUUUAGAGGAUUAUUAAUAGUACCUGAAAGAAAUGAAGAUGCAAAACAACAUAUUUUGGGAUUUGCUAAAACUUUAAAACAUGGAUUAAUUCCAAAUUUAUUAGAUGCUGGUAGAAAUCCAAGAUAUAAUGCAAGAGAUGCAGUUUGGUUUUUCUUACAAGCAAUACAAGAAUAUGUUAUAAAUGUUCCAAAUGGUAUUGAUAUAUUAGAUAAAAAAGUUUCAAGAAGAUUUCCAUUAGAUGAUACUUAUGUACCAGUUGAAGAAGCAUUUAAAUAUGAAUCAACAAUAAAAGAAAUCAUAUAUGAAAUUUUUGCAAGACAUGCAAAAGGUAUAAAAUAUAGAGAACAUAAUGCUGGACCAAAUUUAGAUUCUCAAAUGAAAGAUGAAGGAUUUAAUGUCCAAGUUGGGAUAGAUUGGGAUACAGGAUUUGUUGGAGGUGGUUCACAAUUGAAUUGUGGUACAUGGAUGGAUAAAAUGGGAGAAAGUGAAAGAGCUCAUAAUAAAGGAAUUCCCGGUACACCAAGAGAUGGUUAUGCAGUUGAAUUACAAGGAUUAUUAAAAAGUUCAUUACGUUGGGUUAAUCAACUUCAAAAAGAAGGUAAAUUUGAUUAUAAAGAAGUUGAAAAAUCAAAUGGUGAUAAAAUUUCAUUAAUUGAAUGGGAAAAAUUGUUACAAAAUAAUUUUGAAAAAUAUUAUUAUAUACCUGAAGAUUCAAAAGAUGAUGAGAAAUAUGUCAUUGAUCCAUCGUUAGUCAAUAGAAGAGGUAUAUAUAAAGAUUUAUAUAAAACAGGUAAACCAUAUGAAGAUUAUCAAUUAAGACCAAAUUUUCCAAUUGCAAUGUGUGUUGCACCAGAAUUAUUUACAUCAGAAUUUGCAAAUAUAGCAAUAAAUAAUGCAGAUAAAAUAAUAAGAGGUCCAGUAGGUAUGAAAACUUUAGAUCCAUCAGAUUAUAAUUAUAGACCAUAUUAUAAUAAUUCAAUAGAUAAUGAUGAUUUUGCAACAUCAAAAGGAAGAAAUUAUCAUCAAGGUCCAGAAUGGGUAUGGAAUUUUGGUUAUUUUUUAAGAGCAUUUUUAUAUUUUAAAUUUCCCACCACAAAUUCAUUAGAAUUAUUUACUUUAUUAAAUGAUAGAAUUCAAUAUCAUAUAAAAUGGUUAAAAGAAAGUCCAUGGAUAGGAUUAACUGAAUUAACUAAUAAAGAUGGUGAAUUAUGUAAUGAUUCAAGUCCUACUCAAGCUUGGAGUAGUUCUUGUUUACUUGAUUUAUAUUAUGAUUUAUGGAAUGAUAAAAGAUAUAAAAAGUAA